Somion occarium is the source of this 1502-nucleotide messenger RNA. The record is from the annotation of a GenBank genome assembly. Lineage: Eukaryota; Fungi; Basidiomycota; Agaricomycetes; Polyporales; Cerrenaceae.
UUAACUUGAAGUUUCACUUGAUCAGUCACUGAGUACUUACAACAUCCUGGUGCACAUCGCAUGCUCAGGAUAGGUAUUCUGGUGGCGUAGGUAUCCCUAAAGUUCCCUUUGACAGGCAAGCCAGCUUUGGUUCAUUCCAGGCUUUGUCGAAUGAGCCCGACACUCUCAGGCUCCGACCUACUUGCCCUAGCCAUAUUUCUGGCAUACUUCACGACUAUCAUUAUACUGAUUGGUAUUAUCCUGUAUUCUCUCCCUCUGCACACAAAUACCGGCGCCUUCGAUUUCAGACCAUAUGUUUUCGGUUCGCUUGCAUUUGCAUCAUUUACCCAUACGUGGUUCUAUAUGUUUCGAUUUCUUUCUUGGAGCUUUCAUGAUUUCGAAUCACACUCUAGAAGUGUGGAGGCUUCGGCCACUAUGAGGCUCAUAGCUUGGUUAAAGAAUACAGAACUCUUCGAGCAAGCUUGGGCGGCCGUAUGCUCGCGCCCACUCAACUGGUGGUGGAGUGAGCAACUCUGCCUUUUCACUGUAGGUGCAUGGACGAUCUUUCUCGUCCUACGAGGUCGUCUUCACUCGAUUAAGCACGUUUGGGCAUACAUGCUAGUUGGACAGCUCGUCGCAAUUAGCGUUGCAACCAACCUGUUUUUCCUAGCCGUGUCACUGUCAGGGAAGGGCCAUGCAGUUUCAGAGAGUCGGUCAGCGCUCACGCGCGCGCCAUUCAUUCUGACAUUUUGUGUCGUCGUCUCCAUGACGACGGUCGCAUUAUCACCAUUCACCUCUGAGCGAACCUUCCUUCCCAACCUGCUCACAAUGCACACCUUGAUCUUUCUCCCUCUGUUUCCAUGGUUCCUUCGAUCCAAAUCGUCAAAGACACUCAUGUCUUCACGUGUACUGUAUAGCGUUAUCACCGCCGUUAGUUUCAUGCUAAGGCUAAAAACCACCGCUGUCGCCUUCAGAUCUCUUCCUGCGGAGAUGCAAUCCUUUACCGGAUUCCUAACGGCUAUCGGGGCCACCCUCUACUCCCAUCCCGCACAAUCAUCCAUUGGAUGGGAUGUGGUAUGGACUAGCAUAUCCUUCCUCACCUGGAUAGCUCUCGAUCACACUGUAACCCCACCUCCUUCUCCUCAUCUCAAACCCUUCUUGCUUCCUCUAUUCACAUCUCUCACGGUUGCACUAUCCGCUGGUGUUAGUGCUCCGUUCGUUUUACUUGCAAGCACACCCCGAGAGGCUCCGCAGAAAAAAGAAUAGUUCGCAUGGACGUCUCGGAUGAAGCACACCUUUACUCCACUAGACGAAUGCAUGUAGCGCCUAUCUAGCUAGCAAUAUGGAAUCAAACGCAGGAUGACCUUGUAUCAGACCUGAUAGGCUAUCUAUCGGUACCGAUCAACGUUGACGUCGUGCCUAGGAACCCUUCGAGAAGCGUUCACCAACAACUCAAGGAAUGUAGUACCGAUGGAGUAACCAGGACAAACAGGAACCAGUCAGGGCUAGUUCUGUUGAUCCCG